UUGGGCUCCAGGAGGACUCCACUUGGAAUACAGUACUCAACCUUGGGCUCUUCAUAUGCAGCCCAAAACUGAACUAGCUUUUUUACAGCCAUAUUGCAUUGUAAACUGCCAUCUCACUUGCUGGACUAUUUCAGGCAUUGCUGCUCUCCUCAUUUCUUUCUCCCGUUGCCUGUCCACAUUUCAGAUUAGUUUUCUGCAGCUGCACAGAUUCAGCCUGAGUCUCAUUUUAUCAUUUCAGCCUUUUAGGUACUCUGUUGUUGAAGUUCUUGUAACAGGACUCUUGUGUCUGCAGUAAGAAUGCAAAGAGAAGCACAAUCAUAUUUAAACCAGGAGACGCGCAGUCUUGUGCCGUCCUUCAUCUGUACUAUGUGACAGGAGGAAACUGCUUGAGAAAAGGGGAGGAGGAGGAGAGAGACUGAGAAGGUGAGAGGAUUGAAUUGGAAGGGAGGAGAGUGAGAAACAAAGGACAGGACAAGCUGUAAAACAGAAGAAAGGUGAGAUUGGAAAGGAUGAAGGAGAGAGGCAGCACCCCAUGGCAGUGUGGAGCACGCUGCUGCUGCCAUCUGUCUGAAGGGGCCUACGGCACUGACAAUGUGCUCAGCUCUGCACAAGACACAGUACGGACAGGCCUUCACCCCAGGAGCACAGAGAAGACCAGAUGCACUAGGGCACCCUGAGGAGAAUGUUAGAUUAGCGCCCUGGGAUGCCAUCAGGUGCUCGAAUGCCCCAUCAGGGGGCUCCAAUGGGUCCCCCAGGCUCACCAUAUGUUGGAAGCCCCUCAGUGCGCCCUGGAAUGCCCCAAACAGUGAUGGAACCAACACGAAAACGCACAGCACCUCAGCAGGUACAACAACAGCAGGCGCAACAGCAGGUGCAACAGCAGCAGCAAGCAACUCAAACCCGAACCCGGAGAUCCGGGAGUUGGUUCCUGAGUCCCAGGCCUACAUGGACCUGUUAGCCUUUGAACGCAAACUGGACCAGACCAUUAUGAGGAAGCGGGUGGACAUUCAGGAAGCCCUGAAGAGACCGAUGAAGCAAAAACGGAAACUGAGGCUUUACAUCUCCAACACCUUUAACCCUGCAAAAUCUGAUGCUGAUGACUCUGAUGGCAGCAUUGCAUCCUGGGAGCUGCGAGUGGAAGGGAAGCUCCUGGAUGAUCUCAGCAAACAGAAGCGGAAGUUUUCCUCCUUCUUUAAAAGUUUGGUCAUUGAGCUGGACAAAGAUCUUUAUGGACCUGACAAUCAUUUGGUGGAGUGGCAUAGAACUCCCACUACCCAGGAGACUGAUGGCUUCCAGGUGAAGAGGCCUGGUGAUGUGAGUGUGCGGUGCACACUUCUCCUCAUGUUGGAUUACCAGCCUCCACAGUUUAAACUGGACCCACGACUGGCCCGUUUGUUGGGAAUACACACACAGACCCGAUCAGCAAUUAUCCAGGCCCUCUGGCAGUACAUCAAAACAAACAAACUGCAAGACUCCCAUGAUAAGGAAUACAUCAACUGUGACAAAUACUUCCAGCAGAUCUUCGACUGUCCACGGCUAAAAUUUUCCGAAAUUCCUCAGAGACUCACUAAUCUGCUGCUGCCUCCAGACCCCAUAGUUAUAAACCACAUCAUCAGUGUUGACCCCAAUGACCAGAAAAAGACAGCGUGUUAUGACAUCGAUGUGGAAGUUGAAGAUCCUUUAAAAGGACAAAUGAGUAGCUUUCUCCUCUCAACAGCCAAUCAGCAGGAGAUCACAGCACUGGACAACAAGAUUCAUGAGACAAUCGAAUCUAUAAACCAGCUAAAGAUACAACGUGAUUUCAUGCUGAGUUUCUCCAAAGAUCCCAAAGGAUACAUUCAAGACCUUCUCCGAUCCCAGAGCAGGGAUCUCAAGGUGAUGACUGAUGUGGUUGGGAACCCUGAGGAGGAGCGUAGAGCUGAAUUUUAUCAUGAGCCCUGGUCCCAGGAGGCUGUGAGCAGAUAUUUCUACUGCAAGAUCCAACAGCGCCGGCAGGAACUGGAACAGUCUCUGGGAGUGCGUAACACAUAAACAUUAUUCACAACCUCCCAUUGGCAUCAUGAAUCUAGAGCCAGUGGACGUCUCAGUGUUACUUAGCUCACUGUUACACAUGGACUUGCUUAAUGACUGGACAAGAAUCUGCCAUCAGCAACACCAGUCACAACACCAGCUUUAGCGUGACCCCUGAAAAUCCUGCUAAUGUGAGUGUCUCAAACCAUUCCAGGCCGGAGAGGGCACAAGAUUUCUAUUCCUCACUGAGGUGUCCAUAUUAAUAAGGAUUAAAUGUUCAGCCAUCUACUUGCAUCAUUGAGUUUUAGUAGAAAGUUCAGACACUACACAGCAAACUUAUUGGACUAUACCAUAUAUUCAUGGGUGGGGGGGAUGCUAGAUGUUACAGGAGACUGUGGAUGUGGAGAAACAAAGGCAGUUCUCAUUCUUCAUGGUUUCAGCUGUGAUCUGAGAAUCUCCUAUGACAACUUUCUGCACUGAUAAUUCCCUGAAAUUGGACAAAAUGUUCUCUCUUUCAGCUGUGGAAUCAUUCAGUUACCCAAACACAGCUUCCAUUCCAACUGGAACUGGCCAAGGGGCUGCCCUCCCCCAUGGGAGAGAAAGAUUUCUGCCCAUUAAGUGACAAAACAUCUAAAAGGAAGAGGUACAGUCAGACCAUUCAUUCUGCAAGACCUUAUCCCAUUGAGUGAAAGAUGGAGUGAAGUCUGUUUCACCACACAAGCCAAUAACUCAUCAUGAUGCUCAAAUUUGCCAUGCUAAGAGGAAAAUAACUGCCUCUAUGAUAAGAAAACUGCCAGUGACGUAAUUGGAGCCAGUAGUGGUGAGGUUGGAGCCAAAAUGAAGCAUUCUGGGAAAGUGGAAAUGAUCUAGUGGUGCUUUGUGUGUAUAACUGCUUUAGCUACAGUUAGUAUUACUGGAAGGCUACAAUGUAAGGUAUCUGAUUUCAUUAUUUCUGUGUUGUGCUGGCUGUAACAUUAGGAACAGUGCUCAAGAGACGUUUCCUCCUGAUUACUGAAGUGCUGCAGCGUCCAAGAUGUGCAACUUCAUAGCAUGUAAGAAAAUUGCAGUGACUUCUCUUCUCUGACUCCAUGGAUGAACCCUAUGUUUCAACCACAGAUGUACUACCUAUACCAGAAAAAACUUUCAACCCCUUUAUUUAAUCUGUAACUGUACUUCAGGAUGCUGCUGGGUUACAAGCACUAUCUGCCUCAAUCAAGUUCCAGCAGUAGAGAUUGAGAACUAGAAAAAACAGCUUCCCUCGAGAAGUAUAGGAGAUCCAGGCUAUGAAAAUUACAACCUAUUAAACAGCCAAGAAGUAGGGAGCAGUGGCACAUGCCCACUCUUCAAACUCCAAAUCUAUGUAGCUCCCAGGUCAGUCUGUAAUAAUAACCUACCAUGAUUCCCAGCCCAAAAAGCAGUUGCCAAAGUUGAAUGAAUGACAUAUUAAUGACUGAGAAAUCGAACUCCUCUUCUGGGAUACUCCUACUUGCAUCCUUUUCUUCACUCUCAUGCAAGGAAAAAUAAGUUCAGGUUUGUAGUGCACUGUUCUUCUCAACAAUGUAGUUUGUUUUAAUAUUGCUAUCUCCUCCUCUGUCAUCUUUGCAGGUCUUCCCUGUUGGGGAAUUGUCCUCUUCUGGUGUACUCCUGAGUUUCCUUUGUCCAGUUCUGGAAGGGGACAUCCAUGCCUCUUCAUCCAUGUCUCUCUGCUUUUGUAUAUCAUAGCUUUCACUCUGACCAUUGUGUUCAGAGACCUGUUUGGGCGUUUGAAUUUGGAUUGUGAUGAUGUAACAGUCAGUACUAUCUUAUAAAUUAAUUUGGUGUGAGACAGAUCCCUGCUUUGUCCUGGAUAGUGAGGCCUUUUAUUGUAAAUGGGGGAGCAUACUCCUCAAUGCUUGGGCUAAACCGUUUCAAUUUUAAAACCACUCCAGUACUGCAGUCUUAAGCUAAGGCUAGAGUGGGAAUGUAAGGUUCCUGGGAUGUGAAAGAAGCUCUCAUUUACUCCAUUAACCUGACCACAGGCAAAACAUUCUGAAGGGAAACAGAGUGAGUUAUCUGCAACUGUGCUUCCAUAUUUAUUAGGCUGCUGUAUCAGUUGUGUGCAUGCUAUCCAGUGUGUAGGCUCUUUUCAGUACAUGUUAAACAGAGCAGCUACAUUCAGAGGAUGGGUUCAGUCUCCAGGAAUAAGAAAUACAUAAAUAAUACUUGUUUGUUUGUGUGUGUGUGUGAGGAAAGGAAGAGCAGGGGCUGGGGCAUAAGUAUGCAGCACAUGUGCCAGAGAACUUUAGAUUAGGUAAAUUUUCCCCUUCAGGUGCCAGAUGGUCAUGUGUGGAGAUUCCAGCUGUGCUGCCUCCACUGAUAAAAGAAGAUGGAGUGGCAACAGCCUUUCUUCCUUAUACAAGUCUGACUCAGUCCAGGAUUUAAUUGGACAUUUCUAUUACCCCAGGUCUGUGCUUUCUGGUCAGGUUAUUCAGAAUCACCAUUAGUGUUGUUGCUUCCAACUUAGAUAUUUUUACCACUACAGUAUGUUAAUGCCAUAGAUUAACUAGCGAUAACACUGAAUAUAUCCAGCUAGAGGUUGUAUUCUCAGAGUCUCCCCCAAUGUUGUCCAGAAUUAUAUUCCCCAAUGAUUAUUCUUAGGAAUGGCUGAUGGCUAUCUCCCUUGGCUGAACUGAUUAUGGAGUUUGAUUUUUGUCGUUUAGAAACAGUCCUGCUCCUGCUCUUUUACUGAGGAAGUAAAGAGAGAAACAGUCCCUUGUAUUAUGGCAGUACAGCCAGGAGCUUGAGCCAAUACUGUAAGCAAGAAGGGAAAUUGUAUGUAGGGAGAAACAAUAGAGCAGGAUUGGGUAGAAGCCGAACAGCAUUGUAAUAAUGGCAGAAUUUGAACAAUAAACUAAAUUGAAUAAACUUAAUGGAUAGAAGAGGUUAGGAAGGCUCUGGAGAAAGCUCUCAGCAGAUGAUGAUAGAGGCAAAUCAUGCCUAGUGCAGGGUAAGGGCCUACAUGGACUAAAAGAUCCUUUCUGGCUAUUCUAUUUUAUUGCUAUAGGACAACACAAAUCUAUGCAGGGUGCAACAAAAAAGUCUAGCAUCUGUCAGAGAAAGGGGGUAGAUAACAGCAUAUAGGUCCAUAUCUAUAUAUAUAUGGUGUAAACUAGAACCUAUAGCAGAUGACUGGGAACAGUUUAGUGCAGAAUCCAUAGUGUGCCAAUGCAUGGGGACUAGGAAGGUGCAUCUUGGAGUUAAACUGUGAAAUUGGCAGAUUUGUAACACUCUUUUAGUAAUCCCUGCUUUGCACAGUGGAUAAGGAUUCAGAGGCAGUGCUUUCUAGAAAGUACAGAAUGAAAAGACCUAUUUGGCCAUCUAGUCAGUUCCCCCAAAUGGGUGGCGGAAUACAGCGGUGGGAAGACAUGGAGCAGAGAGCACUCGAAGUGCUAUUAAAUCAUAGCACAGACUAAUCAGUGCAAUACCAUUUGGAUAUAGCACAGUCCAUGUAAUUCGGUAUGCUCUCUGUGUGUAUGCAAGUAUAGAUAUAUAUGUGAAAUAACCAAGUGAGACAGCCAGUCUGAUAACUACUGUGUAGGCUAGAAAAUGGGUAGGCAGGGCACAGCCUAAUAGUCUGUCAUAAACUUUGUCUGAAUUAUGGACAUUGUAGAAAUUUUUUUCACCAUUACUAACACUGGUUCAGAUGAAACUCGUAGUAUUGGCCAUUCUAGUGCAGAAAGCACUCCAGCUGCCAAAACUGAUUGUAGCACCAUGUUUAGAAUUGUGCCUUGCAGCAUUGGAUGGCACAGUCCUGGAGCAGCUUGUGAGUCACCUACAAUAGAAUGCCCUUGUUAAUACUUGUGCAGUCAAGACUGUAGUCAGGUUUCUUUCUGUUAAACGCUCUUCCACAUGCAGUGGAAGCAGGUGAGGGCAAAGCAGACUGUUUUCCUGAAGAGUGCUUCCUCCUUUCUUGUAACUGCUCUGUUGUUCAGUGAGCUGCUUCUGAUCCAUCAGAUCUUACCUUGUAUGACAAACAGCUUUGCCAAUCUUAUUCAGGAAUGGAACUCCAUAACUUGUGUGUGUGUUUGUGUGUGUGGGUGGGGGGGGGGUGGAGAGAGUGACAAGAGAGAGCGAGAUUUCCUCUACUGUGUAGCCACCAUAUCUUUGUUGUACGAUGCAGAGUGAUUCGUAGAAAAGCUUUUAACAAUAAAUAAUUUGUUCCUUUGUAA
Messenger RNA from Chrysemys picta bellii (western painted turtle), 6218 nucleotides. Lineage: Eukaryota; Metazoa; Chordata; Testudines; Emydidae. The record is from RefSeq and is a predicted model, not a curated record.